GCAGCUAUGGAGGCGCAGCAGGAGAAAGAAGCGCAGGUUGCUGCGUGGUUGAAAAAAAUAUUUGGAGAUCAUCCCAUUCCACAGUAUGAGGUGAACCCACGGACUACAGAGAUUUUACAUCACCUUUCAGAACGCAACAGGGUCCGGGACAGGGACGUCUACCUGGUAAUAGAGGACUUGAAACAGAAAGCAAGCGAAUAUGAAUCAGAAGCCAAGCAUCUUCAAGACCUUCUCAUGGAAAGUGUGAAUUUUUCCCCUGCCAAUCUGUCUACCACUGGUUCCAGGUAUCUGAAUGCUUUGGUUGACAGUGCAGUCGCCCUUGAAACAAAGGAUACUUCACUAGCUAGUUUUAUCCCUGCAGUGAAUGAUUUGACCUCUGAUCUUUUUCGUACCAAAUCCAAAAAUGAAGAAAUCAAACUUGAAUUGGGAAAACUUGAAAAAAAUCUAACUGCAACUUUAGUAUUAGAAAAAUGUCUAAGAGAGGAUCUCAAGAAGGCAGAGCUGCAUCUGUCCACAGAAAGGGUCAAAGUUGACAGUCGUCUUCAGAACAUGGACUUCCUAAAGGCAAAGUCAGAGGAGUUCAGAUUUGGAAUCAAAGCGGCAGAGGAGCAACUUUCAGCCAGAGGCAUGGAUGCUUCUCUGUCUCAUCAGUCACUAGUAGCACUAUCAGAGAAACUGGCCGAGCUCAAACAACAAACUAUACCUUUGAAGAAAAAAUUGGAGUCCUAUUUAGAUUUAAUGCCGAAUCCAUCUCUUGCUCAAGUGAAAAUUGAAGAAGCAAAGCAAGAAUUAGAUACCAUUGAAGCUGAACUUACAAAGAAAGUGGACAUGAUGGAACUGUGACCAAAGCCAAAUAAACAUGUUUUUCCUAACAAAGUAAAUUGAAUAGAACUUUAAAGAAUUUUCUUCC
Messenger RNA from Cynocephalus volans (Philippine flying lemur), 910 nucleotides. RefSeq names its product HAUS augmin like complex subunit 1 (gene HAUS1). Lineage: Eukaryota; Metazoa; Chordata; Mammalia; Dermoptera; Cynocephalidae. The coding region runs from base 7 to 843 and encodes 278 amino acids. The record is from RefSeq and is a predicted model, not a curated record. The transcript is spliced from 9 exons. Gene Ontology annotation, biological process: spindle assembly; centrosome cycle. Gene Ontology annotation, cellular component: HAUS complex; cytosol.